CUCAGGCAUCUAUUUUUCCAGAACCCCAGCCCUGGCCAACAUUGCAGCCUUCCAUCCUUUCUUCCUUCUAAUUUUCCUUCUUAGUCCGCACCACAGAAGCUCCCCCACCACUCCUGCCUUGAUUUUGCCCUCUCUUCUACUGGGGAUUGAACCUAGGAAUGCUGUACCACUGAGCUUCAUCCCCAGCCCUUUCUGAUUUUGAGACAGGGUCUCACUAAGCUGGCCUCAAACUUGUGAUCUUCUUCCAUCAGCCUCCUGAGUCACUGGGAUUAUAGAUGUACACCACUGUGCCUGGUGCCCCUGGGGAACGUUGUAAAACCCAUAAGACCUCAUCACAACACUACCCAGAGCCUUUCCCUGGCUCAUCAGUGAAACAGGACAAAGCCCACAUGUCUUAGUCAGAUCCACCCUAGGCCCAAUGAGGGCUAUAAGUGCUGAUAUAAGAUCAACUCCCUCCAGAGGCAAACUCUCAUCAAGUGUACCUUAGCCUUGCACUUGAGACACCCCUUAAAUGACCAGGCACACCUGAGCCACUAACACAAAGCUGGGCUUCAUCCGCACAUGCUGGGCUGUAUAUAGGGAGAUCAACUUCAAGUGUUCUAGGCUGACAGGGAUCAUAGGACUCAUGUGGCAAGAGAUGAUACAUUCAUCCAGGAAACCUUUUGUUAAGUACCUAUUGAAUGUCAGGCCCACUUGCUGGGUGCUGGUAGGAACAUCCUGCCCUCAAAGUAGCCUGGCUCCACUGGGGUUUCAGAACUGUUAAAGAGUCUGCUCACCUCUAGGGAGGUUCUACUCCAAGCCAGACACCCAUGGGCCUCUGAUUAUGCUCCCCUCCCCCAACUUUAUUAUGAAAUGGGUCAUGAAAAUUGAAGAAGUUUCAGUUUUCACUGAAUACCCAUAUACCUACCUCAGAUUUAAUAAUUCAUAUUUUGUUGUAUUUUCUGUCUGUAUCUUCUUAUCCAUUCAUCCCUCUAUCCACCCAUUUCCUUAUUUUUGGUCUGAGGUCAAAAUGAGUCAGUCAAAACCCUCAUAUCCCUAGAAGGAAACCAGCCAACUUAACCUGUUGCAACUCCACACAGGGGAGUCUUGUCUCCAUGAGUUCACACUUAGCCUGGAACUCAGUUACAAAUGGGAUGUAGACUCCAGGGUUUUCCCAUGACAGCCCCAGUACCUGGAAGUGUCAGAGAUUUGUUUGCUAUCACCCUUCUAGCUACAACCUCAGUCCAGGGUUUGCUAGUUACCAAGGAUUCAGCUUAUAUUUAAUAAGAAUAUGGAGUUCAGAGUUAUACACAUGAGGGUUUGUGUCCCACUCCAUCUCAUGCUGGUGGGAGAGUCACCAUCUGACUCCUGUUCCAAAUGGAUGAGGAAUCCCUUAGAGGAUGUCUUUUAGGAUUAGCAACCCCCAGAACCUCCUUCCUUAGUCUUCCCCAGGAAAGCUGGCCACAGCUGACCAUUCCCUCCUCCACUCAGAACACUCCUGGAUUCUGAGCAGCCUUCUCUGAAAGCCUAGUCUCCUGAUAGCUAUGGGAGGCUUCCCUGGUCCUGGCCACCAGGUUGACACUACAGAUCUGGUUUCACCAUAUGUCCUUGUACCCGUGCCCAAUGCUUGUGGUGCUUCAGGCAGCCAAUCAGAGGCCAGGCUUUGGGAGGUGGAGGUGAGAACCUCACACCUGGGGGUCUCUCUGAUAAGUCCAGGCCUGGGUCAGGGGACCUUGGCCUAAAUAGAGCAUGGGAGUGAGCUGAGCCUGCACAGCUGGCCUGGUCUCAGGCCUAGGACUUUGGCCCAAGGACAAAGAUACCCAUAAAUAAAGCCGGGUCCAGUUCUCAACCUCACACCUACCAUGAUGCGACUGCUCAGGCUGACCCUAGGCUUGAUCCUCUUUGGCUUCUCCUGGGGCUGUGGAGUUCCUGCCAUUAAACCAUCACUGAGCUUCAGCCAGAGGAUUGUCAACGGGGAGAAUGCUGUGCCAGGCUCCUGGCCCUGGCAGGUUUCCCUGCAGGAUGGCAGUGGCUUCCACUUCUGUGGUGGCUCUCUCAUCAACCAGUACUGGGUGGUCACUGCUGCCCACUGCAAUGUCAGUCCUGGGCGCCACUUUGCUGUCCUGGGUGAGUACGACCGAUCGUCUAACACCGAGCCUGUGCAGGUACUAUCCAUCUCAAAGGCUAUUACACACCCAAGCUGGAACCCCACCACUCUGAACAAUGACCUGACGCUCUUGAAGCUCGCCUCACCAGCACGAUACACAACCUACAUCUCACCAGUCUGCCUGGCUUCCUCAAAUGAGGCACUGCCUCAAGGCCUCACAUGUGUCACCACUGGCUGGGGACGCCUCAGUGGCGUGGGCAAUGUGACACCAGCACGUCUGCAGCAGGUGGUUCUACCUCUAGUCACCGUGAAUCAAUGCCGGCAGUACUGGGGCUCACGUAUCACUGACUCCAUGAUCUGUGCAGGUGCCUCAGGUGCCUCUUCAUGCCAGGGUGACUCUGGAGGCCCUCUUGUUUGCCAGAAGGGGAACACAUGGGUGCUUAUUGGUGUUGUCUCCUGGGGCACCAAUAAUUGUGAUGUGCAAGCACCUGCCAUGUACACUCGAGUUAGCAAGUUCAACACUUGGAUCAAUCAGGUCAUAGCCUACAACUGAGCCUACCACAGGCUCCCUCCCCAUUUCAAUCCAAUAAAAGACUCUAGUCUCUGUC
Ictidomys tridecemlineatus (thirteen-lined ground squirrel) is the source of this 2694-nucleotide messenger RNA. RefSeq names its product chymotrypsin like (gene Ctrl). Gene Ontology annotation, biological process: proteolysis. The record is from RefSeq and is a predicted model, not a curated record. Gene Ontology annotation, molecular function: serine-type endopeptidase activity. NCBI's taxonomy places the organism in Eukaryota, Metazoa, Chordata, Mammalia, Rodentia, Sciuridae.